AGGAGGAGCAGCCUGAAAGCAAGCAUCACAAGUAGAAGCCCACCAGAAUGACUAGUAACCACACAGACUGUCAUUACUGCCUGCAGUCUCUUCGGGGAAGGAAAUACGCGUUAAGGGAAGAAAAUGCAUAUUGUGUUAGAUGUUACGACAACUUGUUUGCCAACUCCUGUGAAGAGUGCAAGCAACCUAUUGAGUGUGAUUCCAAGGACUUGGCCUACAAGGGCCGUCACUGGCACGAGGUGUGCUUCAAGUGUGCCAAAUGCAACCGCUCGCUGGUGGAGAAGCCGUUCGCGGCCAAGGAUGAGCUCUUGCUCUGUACUGGAUGCUACUCGGAUGAGUACUCAUCUAAGUGUUUCCACUGCCAGAGGACUAUCAUGCCAGGUUCUCGCAAAAUGGAAUUUAAAGGAAGCUCCUGGCAUGAAUCCUGUUUUGUUUGCCAGCAUUGUAGGCAACCACUGGGAACAAAACCAUUGAUCACCAAAGACAAUGAGAAUUACUGCGUUCCCUGUUAUGAGAAGCAGUUUGCUCACCAUUGCUACUCUUGCAAAAAGAUUAUAACUUCUGGGGGAGUGACCUACCAUGACCAGCCCUGGCAUAAAGAAUGCUUUUUGUGUGCUGGAUGUAAAAUUCAGCUGUCCGGACAAAGGUUUAUUUCCAAAGAUGAGCAUCCAUAUUGUGAAGAUUGUUUCGGCAAAUUAUAUGCAAAGAAGUGUGCAGCUUGCAGGAGACCUAUUACAGCUCUCGGAAGUGCCAAAUUUGUCUCAUUUGAAGAGCGCCAGUGGCAUGAGGAAUGCUUUAACUGCGCAAAAUGCUGUGUCCCACUGGCAGACUUAGGAUUCCUCACACAGGGGAAUGAUGUCAUUUGCCACAAAUGUAGCUCUGCUACAUAGUUCUACCGAGAGAUAUACAGAUAAUUUGUUCUCUCUCUAUAACCAUAUACUUCAUUACUGUGCAGUAAGAAAAUUAGCUAAAAUGCAUAACAGUUAUUUAGUCAUUCAAGUAACUUUCCAAAAAGCGGUUUAAUUCUAUCAUCAUUUUCAGCUGCUUAUUAAAAAAGACUUAAGAAAUUCCAUACUGUCUAAGAAAACCAUAAAAAAAAAAAAAAGGAAAUAUUUUAAAUCUAACUGCAGUAUGCUUCUCCUUGUAACACACUGCACUCUGCUGUUAGAAGCUUAAAAAUCUUCCAUUUAAUCUCCCAUGAACCAAGAAGGAAUAUGAAAAGUCUAUAAGGCACAGGACUGGUGACAAGGCAUUAGCACUACUCCAUGAAUGCAGAUUUUUGGUGGAAAAAGCCAGGCACGUGUGAAGAUCGUUCUUCAGAAAAAAAAAAAUGUUUGCUCGACUCUAGUCCUAGAUCCAAAAGACUGACAGUUCCUUUUCCAAAAUUGCUUGGCUCUACUUAAAUUUUCCUCAAGGCAUAACUAUUUUUGAAUGUCAGUAUAUAAAGCCAUACUGGGAUCCACUGUGAGAGGUGUCAGCUGCAAUUGAAUAGAGCUAAUAUGGAGUUUCCCUCAGCUGAUAGGCCUCAAGACCCAGUCUCCAUUGUCUUCACUAGACAUUCAAUAUCUGCUAAAAAUACUUUCUUAUAAGGAGAAGCAAGAGAUAUUUCACUCUGGUCCAUUUAACCUUUUAGCUUCUCUUCCCUCAAAACCCAUUUGCCAGCCACUGUUAAUGACCUUACCAUUUCCAUACCGUUAUGUCUUUGACUCGCACUUUAUUGCAUUUCUCAUAAAUAUGUGCUUAUCUACAGCAGGUUACAUGCACCUUAGAGUCAAUAUGCGAUUCCUUUUGUCAUGUGACAUAUUCAUUUGGCAGUAUUAUGUCACAAAUUUGUAAUAUUGUCACUGCAAGCUAGGCGGUCCUCACUUGUAAUAGUAUAAUAAGCUCUCAGUUUCCAGGCAAUUGGCUUUGAGAGGAUUAUAUCUGCUGCUUGCUGAGCUUUGGAGCCCAAGAGCUAUUACUAAAGAUCACCUAGAGCAGAGUUACCAGCAUUUUUCUACUUUCUUGCUCCAAACUUUUUGCACUUAUAGCAAGUCACUGUGGACAGUGCAGAUUAUGCAUCACUUAGCACUAUUUUUAAUCUUGCAUGUCUUAAGGUCACACACUCUCUUUAGACUCUGAUAGUAAGAGCAUGGA
Nothoprocta perdicaria is the source of this 2136-nucleotide messenger RNA. It is a transcript of the gene FHL5, whose product is annotated as four and a half LIM domains 5. Gene Ontology annotation, biological process: positive regulation of transcription by RNA polymerase II. Gene Ontology annotation, molecular function: transcription coactivator activity. The coding region runs from base 48 to 890 and encodes 280 amino acids. The transcript is spliced from 6 exons. Gene Ontology annotation, cellular component: nucleus; Z disc. Lineage: Eukaryota; Metazoa; Chordata; Aves; Tinamiformes; Tinamidae. The record is from RefSeq and is a predicted model, not a curated record.